This is a messenger RNA of Calypte anna (Anna's hummingbird), 4231 nucleotides long. It is a transcript of the gene ATAD1, whose product is annotated as ATPase family AAA domain containing 1. The coding region runs from base 339 to 1463 and encodes 374 amino acids. The transcript has 11 exons. Gene Ontology annotation, molecular function: ATP binding; ATP hydrolysis activity. NCBI's taxonomy places the organism in Eukaryota, Metazoa, Chordata, Aves, Apodiformes, Trochilidae. The record is from RefSeq and is a predicted model, not a curated record. Gene Ontology annotation, cellular component: mitochondrial outer membrane.
GUCCUCGACCCCUCGGCGGCUUCUCGAGGCCUGCUCCCGCCCAGCGGGCGGCCGGGGAGGCCAAGCGGGGCUGUAGUCCCCCGCUGCCCGCCGGUGUCGGCGGCCCUGCCGCUUGUCGUGCCCGCUCCCGGCCUCCCGUGAGGCGUGAGGCGGUCGGUCCAGGGGGAAGCUGCCCCUUCUGCGGAGCGCUCCGGCGCGGGAGUAAUGGCGAGUCCUUGAAAGGGCGGCGGCUGCUCGUGAUUUGCACAACAACAGCCUUGAUUUUUAGAUUUCUAAACAGAGAACGAAGAAUUAAAAAAAAACCGAAAUUGUUUUAGUGAUCUGCACUGGAAUAUAAUAUGGAGUCAUUGACCUCUUUUGCAUUAAAAGACAAAAUGGUUCAUGCUGAAGCAUUUUCACGUCCUCUCAGCCGGAAUGAAGUGGUCGGAUUAAUUUUUCGUUUAACCAUAUUUGGUGCUGUGACUUAUUUUACCAUUAAAUGGAUGGUUGAUGCCAUUGAUCCGACCAGAAAGCAGAAAGUAGAAGCUCAGAAACAGGCUGAAAAACUAAUGAAGCAAAUUGGAGUGAAAAAUGUCAAGCUUACUGAAUAUGAAAUGAGUAUUGCUGCACAUCUUGUAGACCCACUUAGCAUGCAUGUAACCUGGAGUGAUAUUGCAGGCUUAGAUGAUGUUAUUACUGAUUUGAAAGACACUGUCAUUCUGCCUAUCAAGAAGAAAUAUUUGUUUGGGAAUUCCAGGCUCCUACAGCCACCAAAAGGAGUUCUUCUCUAUGGCCCUCCUGGCUGUGGCAAAACUCUGAUUGCCAAAGCCACAGCUAAAGAGGCCGGGUGCCGAUUCAUCAACCUCCAGCCUUCGACACUGACCGACAAGUGGUAUGGAGAGUCUCAGAAACUGGCUGCUGCAGUCUUCUCCCUUGCUGUCAAGCUCCAACCAUCCAUCAUUUUUAUUGAUGAAAUAGAUUCCUUCUUACGAAGUCGGUCCAGUUCUGACCAUGAAGCCACAGCUAUGAUGAAAGCUCAAUUCAUGAGUCUCUGGGAUGGGCUGGACACAGAUUGUAACUGUCAAGUCAUUGUGAUGGGAGCCACCAACCGUCCUCAGGAUCUUGACUCUGCAAUCAUGAGAAGAAUGCCAACACGCUUCCACAUCAACCAACCUGCUCUGAAACAAAGAGAAGCAAUCUUGAAGCUGAUUUUGAAAAAUGAAAAUGUGGACAAGCAGGUAGAUCUCCUAGAAGUUGCUAAAGAAACUGAUGGCUUCUCAGGCAGUGAUCUGAAGGAAAUGUGCCGGGAUGCAGCACUCCUCUGUGUCAGGGAAUAUGUUAAUUCUGCCUGUGAAGAAGAAACCCAUGAUGAAGAUGAAAUCCGGCCUGUGCAGCAGCAGGAUCUCCACAGGGCAAUUGAGAAGAUGAGAAGAUCAAAGGAUGCCACACUGCAGAAUGUUUUGAUGCAUGUUAGUUUAGAUUAAGACAAAAGAAUGUGUUUGCAGUUUCUGAUGUGAUUUAGUUUGACUUUCCAUAAUCAGUUAGCAAAAGUAAUGUCAGGGUGGGAGCGGGGAUGUUCUUUGGAAAAGGGAGUUCAGUUUCUGGAGUUGUUUUUAUACAACAAAUUCUUAAGUUAUUGAAAAUUUGUCAUGCCACAGCUACAAGUGUAACAAUAGAUCAUGAAGUGGAACAAUUAUAGCCCAGACCAAGAGCAAUUGCCUGUGUCUUGUCUCAUAAUCAGUACACACUGUUUAGCCUUAACACAGGUUCCGAGCUGGAUCACUGCUGCAGAGGGGAGGCCAUCCACCACCAUUGUUUGUAUAGAUGUUUGAGCAUGUGUAUGUAUUCAAUGUAUAUAUCCACACAUUUUUUAUAUACAUACAUAAUCUGUAGAUAACUUGGGUACAGAAAAUCUUUUCUACUUACUGAGUCAAACCAAAUCAGAAAAUGUCUAGAUUAAAUAGUCAGCAGUACUCAAUUCACAUUUACUUCCUCAUUUUAGCAGCAAAUACAAAGAUAGAAAUUCUGCUUCUAGAAUAAUUUUCAAGCAAAAUUUGCAAUGUUACUGAAUUUUUUUUUGCACUACCACUUGAAAUCUGCUGCCAUUUAGUAAAGAUAGUAAACUACUGUAAAAAUGUUUGAAUAUUUUUCUUUUUGUAUGAAUUAUACUUUUUGAGGCUUUCUAAAUGAAUACUGGUUUUAUUUUUAUUUUUCCUUUGAUGUGAAUAAUUAGAGUAGAAUCUUAACUGGUCUUUCAUAAAGCUCCACCUAUUAUAAGCUCUCUGAAACUGUGGCUUUCUGAUCCUUUAUGCAUUGCAAUGAGGGCUUGCUGCUAUUUACCCUCCACUGGGAGACCUACUGCUGCACCGUGGCAUCAUACCAGGAGUGUCACAUCCAUAGCUCUGAGGCAUGGGGGCACCUUGCACGAUGCUCUGUCUCAUGCUCUGGUCUGCAAAACUGAAAGAAGGGAACGGGUUUUAGAAUUAUAAAUGUGAUUUAGCAAUGUUCUGCUUGUGCUUCAUGGCAAGAGUUUUGGUAAAUUCAUGUAAUGUUACAUCUUGAUAGAGGCAAAGGGUUGCAAAAGUGUUUUGGUAAAGUUAUUGUCAGUAGGUUUUCAAUACUUUUCUUUUUCUUCCUAUAAUAUCAUUUAUUGUGCACUAGUUCACCACAAAUAGGUAAGAGGAAUUGUUCAACCCCCUGGGUGGUACAUUGUGUCAUAGCUCUGGAAGCACGGAAAUGCUGUGAACAAAAAGAUGCAGAGUAAAACAAGGACAGCUGAGCCAGCCCUUCUGCAGUGUCUGGUGCUGAUGCCCAUUUCUGUGAAGCAUUCUCACCCAUAUCCUUUUGUCUGGCAUGUUAGUUGUGUAAAGUGCUAGCUCCAGUUUUAGUUUUACCCAGUUUAAUCUCCUUGGGCACUGAACAUGGGUUGUUGUUUGUUUUUUUUCUAUUUAUCACUUUGCUUUUUGAUAUGUAGUCAAUGCAUAUUGCUCUAACACAAGGAUGUAGGUAAUAGGGCACACCAGAAACUACUGGGCUAUGAAAAUCUAAAGUCUGGUACAUGGACUGCUAGCCCUGCAAGUCACAUUAGUGGCAGGGUGAAAAGCAGUGCUGUAAGACAGUGCAGGUCUGGGAGAGCCUGAAUCCAAAGAUUAGCCUUAAAAUUAAAUGUGUAAAUACUGCUCCUUACCAGAAGCUGAUUUCUUGAGAGGUGUAAACUGUGUGUGCCAAAUGAGGCUCUCCAGCUCCUCAGUUUCUUCUCAGUGCCUGCUCUGAAGUUCUCCCAGCCUCUCUUGGUAGUUGUUACACCUAGGAAAUGCCAGCCUGGUCCUGCAGCUCCUGCCUUUUCUAGGGGUGCUUCCUACUGGGUAAAGAACUAGUGCAGGCAGCUGAAGAUGCAUUGCCUUGAUUUGCUUUAAUAGAAUGAGUGUAAAAUUUGUUCUCAAGAGAGUUUAAACAUCAAACUGAGAGCAGGAGAGUAGGAACAAACCUUUGGCUGUUUGUAGAUGCUGGGGGCCUUCUCUAGCCACCAGCCCAGCUUUGAUCCCCUUGUAGUGUCCCUCCCAAACCUGGCUGGGGACAUGCUGGCUGGGUCCUGCCUUUGCCUCACUCAUUAAUGCAUUGCUGCAGGCUUGGUUUGAAGAGGCAAAAGCAACAACAUUUGGUUAAUUUUAAACUGAGGACAGUUCCCAUAGAGUGCAAUACCUGCUUUUCCAAGGACUUUUCCAUAGUUCUUGCUGCCUCUUUGGGAGUCCUUGUCCAAGCACAAAUCCUCCUGGCAGCUUGCUAGAAAAUCUGGGGAAGCACAUGGUUUAUCCUGCAGGAAUGUGGCCACUUGAGUUCCAUGUCUCCAGGAGUUGGGCUCCUUGCUGCCAUCUCCAGCCUGGUGGCAGCUCUGGGCCAAGUGUUGCCCCUGACCUGGGACACUGGGGCCAAAUGCUCAAACCCAGCCUUUUGUCACAGGUGGAGGCUGAGGCCUGCUCAGACUCUGCUGCUGAGCUCCAUGUUGUAACCCAGUGUUUCAUGUGAGAAAUGGGUCAUUCUUGGGGGUUUAAAGGUCAAAUUCUUUGGCAGGAAGAUACACAGACAUUCCCUGCAGGCACGUGCUUUGUGUGGGUCCUGUUCAGCCGUAGCUGUCUCUGGUAGAGUUGUGUAGCACAGACCAUCCCUAAAACGUCUGUGGGCUGUACAGCUCACUGCAGCACAAGCAGAAACCUUUGGAGUGGUGGUGAAUAAACGUGGUGUUUGUGCUCUC